ACGGCGUUCCUGGGCCUCUACGACACCGGGGUUCUUUGUGGAACCGCUCGAACCGCUUUGUGCAGCGGAACAAAAACAAAGCUGACGAAUAAACAUCAAACCGCGAUACACAGCUGAUGAUUGUGAUGAUGAUGAUGAUGAUCACGUGAUUGACACUCCUGAGCAGCCAAGGCCAGACUGAGCCGCCAAGCUCUCGGAAAAAAGUGUUUCCCGGAGUGAGCGUACUGCGUUGGUCGGCUUUACGUUUAACUCGUGCCAUGUCCUGAAAGUCCGGCGGCCCCGGACCGACCAGGCGACAGCCCCCCUGCACGCUUCUGGGCAGCGCAGUGCGCUCCCGACGACAAGCCCAGUGGUCGAGGGGCCCCGACUCGCAGGGCGGCCCCCCAAGGCGCGGACGAUGAGCAGCGAGCUGGAGCAGACCGAAGCCGAGAUGAAGGGCUGGCUGGCCAAGUGGACCAACUAUCUCAAGGGCUACCAGAAGCGCUGGUUCGUGCUGUCCAACGGCCUGCUCUCGUACUACAGGAACCAGGCCGAGAUGGCGCACACCUGCCGCGGCACCAUCAGCCUGGUGAGCGCGGUGAUCCACACGGAGGACUCGUGCAACUUCGUCAUCUCCAACGGCGGCACGCAGACGUUCCACCUGAAGGCCAGCAACGAGAUCGAGCGCCAGAAGUGGGUCACGGCCCUCGAGCUGGCCAAGGCCAGGGCCGUGCGCAUGAUGGAGUCCGAGGAGGACGAGGAACUGGACAUGCCGAGCCAACUGGACAAGAGCGAGCUGCUCACGGUGCUGCGCCUACUGCACGUCAAGCUGGAGGAUCUGUCCAUGUGCAGCGACCUCAUCGCCAAGCACGGCGCGGCGCUGCAGCGCUCCCUCACGGACCUCGAGCAGCUCGAGGGGGGGCCGGGGCCAGAGGCCGCUGCCCGCGUGCGCGCAGUCAACGAGCGCGCCACCCUCUUCCGCAUCACCUCCACCGCCAUGAUGAAUGCAUGCAGCGAGUAUGUGCAGCUGGCCCAGAGCCAAGGGCGCAAAUGGGUGCGCAUGCUGCAGCACGAGCACGAGCAGUGCCUGCGCCUGCAGGAGAUGGUGGAGCAGCUGGCAAAGCAGCACUCGCACCUCGAGCGAGCCGCCAAGGAGGCUAGCCAGCCAUCCCAGCACAACUCCUCUUCCGCUCACUCCGACGAAGACGAGUUCUUCGACGCCCCUGAGCAUUCUGCGGCCGACUUUGUGGUCUCCAUCCCCAACAAGGGCCACAGGCGGACGGCAAGCGGGCUGAGCCUGGCAAGCGAGGGCGGGGCCUCGCAGAACGCGGCCUCGGACACGGACUCGGAGCAAGAGACCGGCCAGGAGACGGGCGUCAUCAGGCGCCGCACCGCCACUGCCGUCCACGCGGCCCCCCGAGAAGGAGCGGACCCGCCGGGAGACCCUGUGGUGCGGCGGGAGCGGCGCACGCGCGUGCCCGAAAAGCCAAAUUGCAGCCUGUCGCUUUGGUCCAUCAUGAAGAACUGCAUUGGCAAGGAGCUCACAAAGAUACCCAUGCCCGUGAACUUCAACGAGCCGCUGUCGACGCUGCAGCGCCUGACGGAAGACUACGAGUACUCCGAGCUGCUGGACCGUGCGGCCAAGUGCAACGACCCAGCCGUGCAGCUGGUAUAUAUAGCGGCCUUUGCGGUGUCUUCUUACGCGACCACCAGCAACCGAACGGGCAAGCCCUUCAACCCACUGCUGGGAGAGACCUACGAGUGCGACCGCAGGGACGACCUCGGCUGGAGGUCUCUCUCGGAGCAGGUGAGUCACCACCCACCCAUGCUGGCCCAGUACUGCGAGGGCAGGGGCUGGCGCUGCUGGCAGGAGUUCUCCAUGUCCAGCAAGUUCCGGGGAAAGUACCUCCAGGUGGUUCCGCUGGGGGUGGUGCACCUGGAGCUGGGCGGCUGCCACUUCACCUGGCGCAAAGUGACCACCAUCGUGCACAACAUCAUUGUGGGCAAGUUGUGGGUGGACCACCAGGGAGAGAUGGAGCUGCGCAACCACGACUCGGGCCACGCCUGCCACCUCAAGUUCCUGCCCUAUUCAUACUUCUCUCGGGAGCCGCCCCGCAAGGUGACUGGGGUGGUGACGGACCCCGAAGGCACGGCUCUAUGCGUGCUGCAGGGCUCCUGGGACAGCCAGCUGGAGUACGCCCGGGUGGUGGCCAGCCGGGGCUCCGUGCGGGGCAAGGCGCUCCUCGAAUCGGCCACCCCCAAGGUCGUCUGGCGGAGGAACAUGCCCAGCGAGGAGUAUGAGCGCAUGUACAACUUCACGGUGCUGGCGUGCCAGCUGAAUGAGCCGGAACCCGGAGUGGCCCCGACGGACAGCCGGCAGCGCCCGGACCAGCGGCUGAUGGAGGAGGGCCGCUGGGACGAGGCCAACCAGGUCAAGCUGCAGCUCGAGGAGAAACAGCGCGCCACCCGCCGCCAGCGGGAGGCCGAGGCGGAGGCCGCCGCCGCUCAGGGGCGCCCGUACGUGGGCUAUGAGCCGGUGUGGUUCAAGAAGGAGACGGACAGCAUCACGGGCAACCCGAUCCACGUGUACCAGGGACAGUACUGGCUGUGCAAGGAGGAGGGCCGCUGGGACCGCUGCCCGGCCAUCUACCUCUGACACCGCCCGCCCCCCCCACCCCCCCAAGGUGCUCUGGCGGCGGGAAACCCCGCCACCCGUUACGCCCCCGGAAAGAGGAGGACGCUGCUCCUGGACGUUUUUAUUCCGCUGUGGUCGAGGAUUUUACAUUUGCAGGCGUCCGACUAACGUCACCCGAGGGCUUACCGGGCCUCCGAACGAACUGCGCGAAGCAGGGGAGGCAACGUCGUCUGCCUGAAUGCCCGCGAGUCGUAAAGGUCGGGAAGAAAAGGUUAUUUUUGUAGAUGCCGCGGCGAUCGUCCGGGGCCGAUUCGAUCGACGGUUGUGGAGCGAGCAACUUAUAUUCACUGUUUUCUCUCGAUUACAACAAACGAUUAUACACAAAUAAAGGAACAAAUCUCGCUGUGCCGUGAGACGCGUGUGCUGGUUGUCGGGUACUGUCGUGCUGAACGGGCGUCUUUUGAAAAUUGCGAGAGGGGAUCGUUUUCUGUCUGCGAUGUUGGCCGAAGGGUGGUCUUUCUGAAAGGCCGCUCUGUGGCAGAUUGUGGCGGCUUUUUUGUCUGCCUCGAGAAGGGUUGUCUUCGGAGGCCCGGCCCCCUCGGGACGUUGUUGCAAGGCGUUGUUGGGAGUCCGUACUGCUUCUACCAAGAUAUAAUAUUUAAUUGCCGAGAGAGGCGUCCCGACUAUUGCUAAGUUUUGUAUAUUAGGUAGACAGCGAUGGUAUGUACAAAUAAAAUAGCUUCUAAACAUUA
Molecule: messenger RNA, 3366 nt
Organism: Ixodes scapularis (black-legged tick)
Lineage: Eukaryota; Metazoa; Arthropoda; Arachnida; Ixodida; Ixodidae
Gene: Osbp
Product: oxysterol-binding protein 1
Exons: 13
Coding region: 398-2635 (745 amino acids)
Cellular component (GO): cytosol; membrane; intracellular membrane-bounded organelle
Molecular function (GO): sterol binding
Source: RefSeq, a predicted model, not a curated record